AUGUUUAAGUUUCGUUUAGUUCAGGUAACAUCUCGAAUUUGGGACUUCACGUGGCUUACCUGUCACACAGCAACUGCGAUGUCUGCGCCUGGAUAUAUCAAAGGACAGAUCACGAGGGCAGCAAAUGCCCUGAAGGAGAAGAUCGUGGAAACGGAAGCGACUGUGGCCGAAAUCUUCAACUACGAACAGCAAACAGGGAACUUCGGCGACAAAAGAACAGCAACGAAAUUCGUAACGCAGCUGUUGGAAGCUCAAGUCGGUCUGAGUCACUGGAUGAAUAAUCUCACCAACGCCUGGAAGCGAGGCGAAGAGCACGUCAAGCAGCUUGAAGAAGGAAGAAACUCGCUACCAAUACUUCAGGAGUUCACGGACCAUUGGGAGAAGAGUAGUGCAGAAAAGAACAUGUUCGACGCACAGCUACUCACGCAAUCAACGGAAUAUCUGAAGCAGUCCAGAAUUCGAGUCCAACUACCGAGACUGGAGAUACCCCACUUCCAAGGAGAUAUGGUCGAAUUCCCCGAGUUCUGGGAACUCUAUAAGCUGGCAGUUCACGAAAAUCCAACCCUCGGAGCACCAGCAAAAUUCCUCCAUCUUAAGAGCGUCUUGAAGGGCACAGCCAAAGAUCUCAUGGCCUCAAUGACGCUAUCGGCGGAGAACUACCCAAAAGCCAUUGAACUACUCCUUAAUACAUACAAUAGGCCGGACGUUCUGCGUAACAGGCUCGUAGAACAACUGGAGGCAUUGCCUCCCUCAGGAAAAGCUGUCACAGAACAACGUAUUACACUGUGCAAAAUCAAGGCCAUAUGGUUCGCUCGAAAAUUUCCCAAGAAGACAAGGGAAAAGGUUGGGGAGAAACGAAGGAAAGGCGACAACUGGACGACUGAGGACUUGAUUGAUGCAUUCGAUGAAGUCAUCGACCAGUUGGAAAUCAUCGAAGACACCAAUCCAACCCCAACAACGAAAUCAAGGUCACAUACGGUCAAUAAUUCGCGCAGUCCAAUACGCCCUAAAAAGUCAGCGGGAAAAGCUCGAAGAGGUAGCAGCAUUGAAUCCAGCACAGGACACUUACCGAGAAGAACCAUGAAGGGCAAGGACAAGUCACUUAAUUCGAAGGAUGCACGAUGCAGCUUCUGCUUGCAAGCCAAGCACAGGACUGCGGAUUGCGACGAAGUGACGUCUCCAUAUGAAAGAAGAGAAGCGGUAGUACACCAUCGACUGUGUUGGAAAUGUCUGAAACAAGGACACAAGAGCUUGGAUUGCGACGCACCCGUAUGCUACAAAUGUGGCCGGAACCAUCACAAAUCCCUCUGCCUUCAACGCAGAUCCUCAUUCAGUCCAAGAAGAUCGAGCAGCCCAAGGAACAGAUAUCUAAGAAGGAAUAGUUCGGCAGAUAGUUACUCCUCAGAAGUAAGCAGAAGAGACAGUUCAAGAUCGAAGUCUCGUUCUCCGAGUCCAGACAACAGAGGAAGAUCACCCACAAGAAGAACAAGGACUUACCGCAAAGGAUCUCCUCACCCGAAAGUCGGAUUCAGAAAAUCGCCGAGAACCUAUGCUUACUCCAACUCAUCUCCUACUCCAACCUCGGAUCACAGCGAAACGAAACAUACGGCUUAUUCUGAACUAGAUUCUUACUCAGAUGAUUCUGAGGAAGAAACCUUUCGAGUUAACACAGUAAGUUCAAAAUUCAUUACUUCUCAUGCACUAAGUAAGAAACACAAGCCUAGUGGGGAUAAAGUUAUCAAAAUGCUUAACCCACCACGAUUAAUGGUAGUUCAAGCACUGACUAUUAAUAAAACCACUAAUACUCCUGAUAGUGGCUCACAACACAGCUACAUUAAAAAGGAUACUGCACGAAACUUAGGACUUAAAACUCAAGAAUCCGCAAAAUAUUACAGCCUUAACAUUUGGAGGCCAUCUACAUACAGAAAAAUCGUACCGUGUAAAAAUUAUACUCCAGAACAGAAGAGUGGUCUCCCAACAAAACUUUACUUAUGGACACGCAAGGUCAUCACCUCCGUCGAAGUAAGUAACACCGACGACAACCUCGGCAAACACCAUAAAAGGAGCAAGACCAAGGAGAAACCACAGAAAGGACAACCCUUCAGCAACCUAAUCUUCGCCAAAGCAAAGCUGGCAGAAAUGAAGAAAACGUCUAUCCCAAGGUUGGAACUGGUAGGCUCCGUUCUGGCAGCGAAAUUGGUUCGUUUCCUUCGAAAACAAUUAAACAUCCCACUUAAUUCAGUGCAAAUCCUAUCAGAUUCACAGAUAGCUCUUUAUUGGAUACACUCCAAUAAACAGCUCAAAACUUUCGUCAGCAACAGGGUAAAAUACAUCAAAGAGCCUUAUACCGUGGAGGAGCUAACCGCACACCAAUUUCGAACGGUGUUCGAUUAUAUUACUACAAAUAACAUUUUGAGAGACCGCGUCCGAGCAAUUAAGAUACCGGACAAGGAAACUACUCCAGCACGACCCUCGGACUUUGAAGCAGUUGCCAGAAUAGUUCAUAUACUCCAGACGUUAUUGGAGAUGGUUGAGCACACCACUCAAUCAUUCCACAAUUUGGCAGUCAUCCUAGUGAGAAGACAACCCCUAGAUAUAAGGUACACCCACCUUAUGGGUUGGAUUCACCAGUUAACCCACAGUAAUACAGCUAUCACGGUCAAUCGGGACCUACUUCAAGAAUUGAUGUUGCCGAGACUAUUCCAGUGGUCUCAGGAACAGGAUUACUUCAGAGCCACCCUCCAACUGUUCGGUAUCACAGAAGAAACCUUCACGGAGAUUCUCAGCAUAGUUCAGCAGUCAUGGCCCAUUCAACUCGCAUGA
Molecule: messenger RNA, 2823 nt
Organism: Ostertagia ostertagi
Lineage: Eukaryota; Metazoa; Nematoda; Chromadorea; Rhabditida; Trichostrongylidae
Source: the annotation of a GenBank genome assembly